UGCUGCUUGGGAGGGAAGUUGCUGCCGUGGUGCGAAGGAGCAGGGAGACCGAGGUGCGACGUGGAAAGGCAGAAUGGCAUUUAUGUCUUCUAUCAUCCCACAUAUAAAAUGCACACUUCAUGAGAACAGACAGUCAGAUUUUUGUAAACAACACUAACAUGUAGCGCAUCGGGAAACUGAGUCGUCGUCGCCAUGGACGAGGGAUUAACUGUUACUUUUGUAUCGGUUGCGAUGUUUAUAGGUUGCUUUUUACUUGGAUUCAUCCCACUGUUGUUCAGACUCUCUGAGAAAAGUCUGCAGUUUGUCUCCAUCCUGGGGGCAGGACUCCUGUGUGGGACCGCGCUGGCCAUCACCAUCCCAGAGGGAGUGGGCUUACUGGAUGAGUCAUGGAGAGCAUCCUCCAUCUCUGAUGUGCCCCCCGCUCUGAAUGGCAGUGAGAGAAACUCAACUUCCACAGAGGGAGGCCUUCCACCUCGUUUUUUCAUCGGAGUGGCUUUAACUUUCGGGUUCACCUUCAUGUUUGUAGUGGAUCAGAUCGGAAGUUACAUUUCCAUGCGUGACCAAACGACUCGUUUGCCUAACAGUGUCGGCAUCACGGCCACCUUAGGGCUUGUUAUCCAUGCUGCAGCUGAUGGGUUUGCUCUGGGUGCUGCUGUAGCCACGGGCCAAGUGACAGUGCAAAUCAUAGUAUUUUUUGCUGUGAUUCUACACAAGGCGCCUGCAGCUUUUGGUUUGGUCUCCUUCUUGAUGCACGCAGGCCUUGAAAAGAAGUACAUUCAGGGACAUUUGCUGGCCUUUUCUGCUGCAUCGCCUAUAGUUGCCAUCACCACCUACUUCAUAUUACAUGCAUCUGGCAGUUCAUCUCAGAACCAGCUCAGUGCCACAGGUGUGGGAAUGCUCUUCUCAGCUGGGACUUUCCUCUAUGUGGCCACAGCACAUGUUCUCCCAGAGAUAAGCAGCAGCAGCAGAACAGGCCAGCCCUCCCCUGACCUCCAGCAGCACACCGGAGCUGAGACCCACCAGCAGCGCUACCUGGGGCUCCUGGAGAGCCUCACUCUCAUCCUCGGGGUCGGGCUCCCGAUGGUGCUGGCUCUCGGGCUGCAUGACGACUGAGACAGGAAAGUCAGGGCAAAGGACAGGGUGCUACCACGCCUGAAAGGAAAACUGUGAGCACCUGUAUAAUCUACAGUGUAAACUACCCAUAUUGCACAAUGAUGGAGGAGAUAAAAUAUGCCUCUGGAGAGAGUUUACCUGGCGUCUUCUGUCCAACUAUAGUUUGUGUAUCAAAAAAAUCAAACAGCUAAUAUAUUGUUCUCAGUGGACUGAGUAUCCAAUCCAAGAAAACAAAGAGGGGGUCAUUUGUUGCCAAGGCUCUCUGAGGACAUGGCAUGUUCAAUGGUUAAAUUUGAGCACCUGGAUAGAUUUACAGGAACCACCAUUUUCCAUAUCUGUAACCAAAUCACUGUCUGUUGCCCAAACAAAAAGAGAUCUAGGUCACACAUUUUUUAUUUCUUCUUAGAUUUUUUUGUACAGUCAGGAGCUCAAAAACAGGUUCAGACUUUCAGUGCUGAGUACACAUUAACAAAAGACAAAUGAUGUGAAAUUUCUGAGCGACUGUACAAAUUUUUUUUCUAGUUUUGAAGGUGAGUUUUUAUCAGUACAACUUAACUGGAACAUCUGUAAGAAUGCGUAGUUCAGCUGCUCUUUACAUCUGUUAGAUGAUCUGUGAGUCAAACAGAAACAGAUGGCAGACAGUAGGCACUGUAAACACAUCUAUCUGAAUAUCUGCCCUGUGUCACUUCAACAAUUAGGGUUAUCUAAAUCUUGAUGAUUUUUCCUGCUUCAUUGUCAGUUAAUUAUUUAGUGAAUGCAGAGGUUGAAAUAAAAUAUGAAAUAAAAACA
Lates calcarifer (barramundi perch) is the source of this 1902-nucleotide messenger RNA. Its product is annotated as zinc transporter ZIP9. The coding region runs from base 193 to 1113 and encodes 306 amino acids. NCBI's taxonomy places the organism in Eukaryota, Metazoa, Chordata, Actinopteri, Centropomidae. Gene Ontology annotation, biological process: zinc ion transport; transmembrane transport. The transcript is spliced from 7 exons. Gene Ontology annotation, molecular function: metal ion transmembrane transporter activity. The record is from RefSeq and is a predicted model, not a curated record. Gene Ontology annotation, cellular component: membrane.